AUGGAGCAGGGAACCAGCCUGGAAAAAGAGCCCUUGUUGCCGCCUCCGCUGCCAGGGGCUGCCGAGCGUCACCGGCUCUACUCGGGCACGGACCGCGGAGACCUGGAGGAUGAUGGACACUGCUGCGUGUCCGCGGCCUCCUCGCCUCGUUCUGACGGACCUGCCAUUGAUGACCCUGAACUCUAUUUCAACCAAGCUGUAGUAUUCAUUGAAGAUGCAAUUCAGUAUCGCUCUAUAAAUCAUCGUGUGGACUCUAACUCCUUGUGGCUUUAUCGGUGGUAUUAUUCAGAAGUUUGCCAAUGGAUUUUGAUUCUCACCAUUACGCUAAUCCUGGCUCUUGCUUUCAUUGAAACUCCUUCUUCACUUACCGUCACAUCAGAUGUUCGAUAUCGCUCAGAAGCUUGGAAGCCUCCUUGUGGCCUGACUGAAAGCAUUGAACUGCUUUGCUUCCUCAUCUUUAUAGCAGAUGUCUCUGUAAAGAGCUACUUAAUUGGAUGGGAAGAAUUUCGGAAAACCAAGUGGUUAAUGGCCUACAUCCUGGUCCUGCUCAUCUCCCUGAUAGACUGGAGCAUUUCGCUGAGUACUUCCUGUCAUGAAAACCUGAGGAUAAGACGUAUUCUUCGACCUUUCUUCCUUCUCCAGAAUUCUUCAAUGAUGAAAAAAACACUAAAAAGCAUCAAGAGGACACUACCAGAAAUUACAAGUGUUAUGCUGCUGUUAGCUGUUCAUCUGUUUCUCUUUACCAUGUUUGGCAUGCUGCUGUUUGCUCGGACAAAAGAUGGCCCACAGGAUAAAGAGUGGCAAGGAUAUUUUCGUAAUUUGCCAGAUUCAUUAACUUCAUUGCUGGUACUGUUGACAACUGCAAAUAAUCCAGAUGUGAUGAUUCCUGCGUAUUCUAAGAAUCGAGCAUAUUGCAUCUUCUUUGUACUCUUCACUGUAAUAGGAAAUUUAUUUCUGAUGAACUUGUUGACAGCAAUAAUAUACAAUCAGUUUCGUGGAUAUCUUUUGAAAUCGGUUCAAUCAUCGCUUUUCCGGAGACGCUUGGGGAUCCGUGCUGCCUUUGAAGUUCUUUGUUCUUUGAAAGAGACUUCGAUCAAUAAAAAUAUCUUGUGUGUCCAAUCUGAAGCUCUUCUUCAAGUCCUCCAGAAAGUAAAAAUGGAUUCCUACUGCAAAGAAGCAAUCAUUAGGAAGCUUAAAUCUUGCCCUCCAGGAGAGCUGUCAGCUACUCAGUUUCAGACACUUUUUGAGGAACUCGACAAGCAUAAAGUUAAAGAGCGUCCUUCCCAACCAGAUUAUCAGUCACCAUUCUUACAGCGAGUUCAGUUUAUUUUUGGACAUCACUACUUUGGGUAUUUAGGAAACCUUGUAGCACUAGCAAAUAUUUUCUGUGUAUGCGGAGUCAUGGUAAUAGAUGCAGAUAAGCCACCUGCUCUGCGAGAUGACUUUUUUUUAGGGGUUACAAACUGUUUCUUUAUUUUGUACUACCUUCUGGAAAUGUUGCUGAAAUUAAUGGCCUUGGGAUUAAAAAGAUAUUUAUCCUAUCCAAGCAACGUAUUUGAUGGACUUCUGACUUUGGUCCUGAUGGUUUUGGAGGUGUCCACAUUUGCUGUAUAUGGGUUUCCUCAUCCAGGCUGGAGACCUGAAAUGUUGGGAUUGCUGUCUCUAUGGGACAUGGUUCGUCUAGCAAAUAUGCUGAUUGUGUUCAGAUUUUUAAGGAUCAUCCCAAACAUUACAUUCAUGUCUUUAGUUGCCAGUACACUGCUGGAUCUAGUGAAAAACAUAAGAACCUUUGCAGGAAUUCUGGUGGUGGCUUUCUAUGCAUUUGCAAUAAUUGGCAUGGAGCUGUUUGGAGGCACCAUUACUCCCAUGCAGGGCAAUGUCAGCCUUGUAAGUAAUACAACUUUGCAGUGUGGCACGUUUGAACAACUGGAGUAUUGGCCAAACAACUUUGAUGAUUUUGCUGCAUCUCUAGUGAUUUUGUGGGAUGUGAUGGUUGUGAACAACUGGCAAGUUUUCUUGGAUGCAUAUUCCAGAUAUUUAUCUCCCUGGUCAAAAUUGUACUUUGUCACCUGGUGGUUGACUUCCUCUGUCAUCUGGGUCAACCUUUUUAUAGCCUUGCUUUUAGAGAAUUUUAUUCAUAAAUGGGAUCGUCGCUGCCAUAGGCCAUCUCUCUCAGAAGUUGAAUAUCAAAUGACAGUGGAACUCCUCUUCAGGGAUGUUUUGGAAGAACCAACGGAGGAAGAACUGAUUGCAAGACUUCACCAGCAUCCACAUAUGCAUCUAUAUAGAUGACACCUAGCUGGAAGUGGCAAUCCAGCCUCAUCAUGCCUGCAUGCAGGUUUUAUAGCUAAAGAGAAGAUGACUCUUAUUUCUUUCUAGAAAGAGUGCUAAUUUGAUUUUAU
Molecule: messenger RNA, 2402 nt
Organism: Protobothrops mucrosquamatus (brown spotted pit viper)
Lineage: Eukaryota; Metazoa; Chordata; Lepidosauria; Squamata; Viperidae
Gene: TPCN2
Product: two pore segment channel 2
Exons: 25
Coding region: 1-2292 (763 amino acids)
Biological process (GO): transmembrane transport; monoatomic ion transport
Cellular component (GO): lysosomal membrane
Molecular function (GO): voltage-gated channel activity; monoatomic ion channel activity
Source: RefSeq, a predicted model, not a curated record